GCCGCCCCUGCCCGCCCCCUGCUCCUGGCGCGGCGCUGUCUGCGCGCUGCUGGCUGAGCUGCGCGGCUGUGCGCAGCGCGGAGUUUGCUUUGUGCCCGCGGUCGCGGCAGGACGGCCCGCAGCCAUGGAAGAGUUAAUAGUGGAGCUGCGACUGUUUCUUGAACUUCUGGACCAUGAAUAUCUGACUUCCACUGUCAGAGAGAAGAAGGCAGUAAUAACUAACAUUCUCCUGAGGAUACAGUCAUCUAAAGGUUUUGAAAUAAAAGAACAUGUGCAGAAACCAGAAGUUGCCAACAGCCUGCCAGCACCUCCUCAAAUGCCUCUGCCAGAAAUACCUCAGCAGUGGCUGCCACCAGAUAAUGGGCCUCCACCUUUACCGACAUCUUCCCUUCCAGAAGGCUAUUAUGAAGAGGCAGUGCCACUUAGUCCUGGGAAGGCUCCUGAAUAUAUCACUUCCAAUUAUGACUCAGAUGCUAUGAGCAGCUCUUAUGAAUCCUAUGAUGAAGAGGAAGAGGAUGGAAAGGGGAAGAAAAUGAGACAUCAGUGGCCUUCUGAGGAGGCCUCUAUGGAUCUGGUGAAGGAUGCCAAAAUUUGUGCCUUCCUACUUAGAAAGAAACGAUUCGGGCAAUGGACCAAACUACUGUGUGUUAUCAAAGAAAACAAACUACUGUGUUACAAAAGUUCUAAGGACCAGCAGCCCCAGAUGGAGCUGCUCCUGAAUGACUGCAGCAUCACCUACAUCCCCAAAGACAGCAAAAAGAAGAAACACGAGCUGAAAAUCUCGCACCAAGGAGCGGAUGCACUAGUUCUGGCAGUACAGAGCAAAGAGCAGGCAGAGCAGUGGCUAAAGGUAAUAAAAGAUGUGUGCAACAACUGCACGGGCACUGUGGACUCUGACGGGCCAUUGUCUAGUUCUCCGGUACACAAGACAGAGCUGGAAAAGAAGUUGUCAUCUGAGAGACCAAGUUCAGAUGGGGAGGGUGCUGCGGAAAAUGGCAUCACCACAGUGUGCAAUGGAAAAGAACAAGUGAAGAGGAAAAAAAGUUCAAAAACAGAAGCCAAGGGCACUGUGACUAAAGUAACAGGGAAAAAGAUAACGAAGAUCAUUGGUUUAGGAAAGAAAAAGCCAUCAACAGAUGAACAGACCUCAUCAGCUGAAGAAGAUGUUCCAACAUGUGGAUAUCUCAAUGUGCUCUCAAAUAACCGUUGGCGUGAGCGCUGGUGCCGAGUGAAAGACAAUAAACUCAUUUUCCACAAGGACAGGACAGAUCUGAAGACACAUAUUGUUUCUAUCCCUCUCCGUGGAUGUGAAGUCAUCCCAGGACUGGAUUCAAAGCAUCCCCUGACCUUCCGGCUGCUUCGAAAUGGGCAGGAGGUUGCUGUGCUUGAGGCAUCUUCCUCUGAAGACAUGGGCAGAUGGAUAGGGAUGUUGCUUGCAGAAACGGGAUCUUCGACAGACCCUGGAGCUCUGCACUAUGACUACAUCGAUGUGGAAAUGACAGCAAGUGUCAUCCAGGCUGCAAAACAGACCUUCUGUUUUAUGAACAGGCGAGUUAUAUCCACAAAUCCAUACCGGGGAAGCACUGCCAAUGGCUAUGCAUGUCCGAGUGGAAUGGCACUUCAUUACGAUGAUGUUCCCUGCAUAAAUGGAUCGUGGGAACCAGAAGAUGGCUUUCCUUCUUCUCGUAGCAGGAACAUGGGAGAAGAAAUGCUUUAUGAUAACGCAGGCCUGUACGAUAACUUGCCGUCUCCAAAAAUCUUUGCGCGCUAUCCGCCAGCUGACAGGAAAACCAAUAGGUUAUCUACUGACAAACUCUCCUCUAACCAUUACAAACACCCUGUCUCAUCCAAUCUGUCUUCUGCUCAGUCUGUCACUAAUACCUCUGCUGUGGGGAGGGGAUCUGUCUCGCAGUUUAAAGGCAAGAAGCCUCCUGCAACUUCUAACGGGAUCACUGGAAAAGUGAGAACAUUAAAUAGCCAACCGAAGAAACCUGACUCAGUGUCAUGUGUGAAGCGCACAGCAUCCAAUGCAGAACAGUACAAAUAUGGUAAGAAUCGUGUGGAGGCUGAUGCAAAGAGGCUACAGAGCAAAGAAGAGGAACUGCUAAAGAGGAAAGAAGCGCUGCGGAAUAGGCUGGCCCAGCUCCGAAAAGAAAGGAAAGAUCUACGUGCUGCCAUUGAAGUGAAUGCUGGCAGGAAGACCCAAGUGAUUCUUGAAGACAAGUUAAAGAAGCUGGAAGAGGAAUGUAAAACAAAGGAGGCUGAGCGUGUAAACCUGGAGCUAGAACUGACUGAGGUGAAAGAGAGCCUUAAGAAAGCCCUGGCUGGUGGCAUCACACUGGGCUUGGCUAUUGAGCCCAAGUCAGGAACAUCAAGUCCACAGUCCCCAAUUUUCAAGCACCGAACUUUGGAAAACUCUCCAAUCUCCAGUUGUGAUACCAGUGACACCGAAUGCUCCAUACCUGUGAACAGUGCAGCAGCUCUGAAGCGACCUCCCUCAUCGAAUAGUUCUCCAUGUCGGGGGCAUGUACUUCGAAAAGCAAAGAUAGUGCAACCCAAGCUGUGCUCAGCCCAUUCGCCAGGAGCAGCAGCCAAAUCCUGCCAUCAGUUAUGAGUGAGCCCAGGCCUUAUAGAUGUGGCUAAACAAAAGGAGUCACACGAAUGGGAGAUGAAGAAUGGAACAUAAGUACAGCAAAACCACUCACUUUCCAUAAAGGCUUUGCCUAUUAUGGACCACAACAUAGGCUGCAAAGGACUCUUCCGGUGUAUCAAGCGAUACAACAUAAGAGGUUUUAUAAUUCUGUUAAGUUAAUGGUAGCUUGGCGCUAAUUUGCCUGUAUUCCCUCUACUGUAUUGCUGUGUAACUACAUGUGCCCCUUUUUAUUACCUGUAACUCUUUAUUUCCAGCUUCACUGGUAACACAAAUGAAAACCAAAAAGCAAACCAACCAUAGUAAGUAAAAAGAGGCAUAUAGUUGCAAUUGAAAGUUUACUUUGCUGAAACAGUACAGACCAGCAAUGUGAAUUACAUUGCAUCAGAUGGCCUGAACAGCACUGAAGACUGGUGCAUUAUUUAAGACAGAUGUGAACUCAUUUCAGAUAAGUACUCUUGCAGGUAACACUGCUUUGGAGAGCUCUGCAUGCCACAAGUGAGGCCACGUUGCUAUUAGCGGUCCAUGUGGCAAAAAAAAACUGAAGAAAUGGCUUCACAUGAAUGGCAUGACUUGCUUGGACUGGGAAGUGGGGAAUUCGUCACUGCUACUGCCUUGAUGGCAGUGAGAGACAGUGGAAUGACACAACUCAGCUGUGAAGAGUUUUUGGAUGCUUUUUAAGAUAGAUUUUUGUCAUUGGGAAAUAAAAAGCUUCCACACAUUGGAAAAAAUAGAUUUUAGUACAUUAGCUUUAUUCUGAGGCACCAGUCAUUUUCAAAAGUCUUGUUGUCUAGCAGUGAUUCAUUUCUGAUUUUGUUAGAAGGCAAACAGGUAUUUUUAGAUAUUACUUCUUUUCUAUACUUUUUGAAAAAGAAAAAGAAAUGUAAUUGAAAUUAAUCCUCAACAGAUAAUGGCAACUCAGAAUAGCUUUUGAGGUCUGUCGUGUUUUUUUUUUUUAAAUAUAGUAUUGUUAAACUUGAGUUAUAGAACACUGCUGUACUUCAUUUUCUUCAUCUUUUCAGACCUCAGCUGUUAUUUUUGAGGAAGACAAGACUGAAAGGAUGAUAAUUUUAAGUCUUUUUUAUAAACAUUUUUACAAAGAAUUGGGGAUUUUCUCAGACAGAAGUUGGAUUUCUAGGAAACAGUAUCUUGUAUUUUAGUCUGUGACAUUGUAGACGUGUUCAUCUUUGUCUCUAUCCGUGUCACUCCUGUGAAAUUACAUGCAUUAAACUGCCAGCUGAAGCCUUUCAAAAUCUCAAGAUUGGCAUAAGACAGAGAGAAGAAAACAACAUGUAACAAGUUGGGGUUUUUAUUCUCUGUGUCUUUUUUUUUUUUUUUUUUAAGCUUUUGGAGAGCCUUCAGUCAUGUUCUCAAGAUUUUUCUCCUCAACUGUGAAGAUUAAAAAACUAAUUUAAGAAAAUUUGAAAUAGUACUCAUAUUUUGAGAUAAUUGGAAAAGUUAGGGCUGGAAUCUUGAUAGAUGGUUAGGACUUGCAAUUCAAAAUCGCAGAAGCUGGCAAUGCAAUAGUUAUCAAGGAUGGCAGAUCUCUUUAUGGCCCAGGCCCACAGGUUGCCUCUUCCCUUUAGGAAGAACUGUAAGUCCUGAAGCCUACACAGGUUGUGACAGCUGAUGUGGUUAGCUGAGCAUUCAGCUCAUUCCUGACCUGCAUCAGAGGCACUCCUGUAGGAGCUGUUUGGAUCAGUAAACCCAGGGCCCCAGCGCUGAGCUGUCAGAAAGUCUCGACACACGGCAGCUCGCUCCAGUCAGGCCACCGUGAAUGCCAAGUGCUUUUGAAAAGUAGGUCCAUAGCAGUCCAUAUCCAAGGGCUAAAUCCUGUUCCCAAAUGCAGUUAGGGAUCUAACUGACCUUAGCAGAGGAGAAAAGAAACGGGGCUCAAAAUUAGAGAAGGCUCUUUGCUUCUUGGGACUGUGCUUUGCACAAGGAGCCACGAGAAUGCGAAUAUAAUGGGAAACACAUAUCAAAGUGGUUCUCUGUGAAACCAGGAUAUAUAUAUAUAUUUUAUAUUAGUUUAGGUCUGCUUACUUACUGACUCUGUAAGUGGAGAGUACAUCCCAUACUGUAUGACUAUGGACUAAGCAGUAUCAAGUUCCCAUAAAUUUUAGCAAAAAUAAAUUUGAAAGAAAAGUAAGUUCAUUUAGGCUUUUUAUUUCAAAUUAAGUUAUUUAUUUGUAUAUUUCAAUAAAUAUUUAUUUUAUAUCUGUACAUAUUUAUGAUGAAAUUAGGCUUCUAGUCAACAUUUGCAAGGAUGGAACAGUUGCCAUUAAGUGGUCCCACGUCAAGUAACGCAGAGUAAUCAAAAGUAAUCAAAUUCAAUUCCUUUGAGUCAAUCUUAUUUACCCAAUAUUGGUGUUGUAUCUUCCAUACCCUUUCACCUGUCCUCCUGCAAAGGGUCCUUAAAGCCAUUCCCCCUCCCCUGUUACCCCAUACUGUAAUUGUAUGUUUCUAAUGUCUAAGUGCAUUGGUAACACUGCAAUUAUCCUUUAUCUAUUCUGUAUAAUAGCCAAGGUUUUGAAAGGAUGAAACAACAGCAAACAACAACUCUGGAAAUAACUUCUUGAUAGACCACAUCCAGUGCUGUGAAAUACAUUCCAUUUUGUCUAACAGUACUGUUGCAGUGCGAUUUAUAUGAAAAGCAACAGAGCUUGUAUUUUCCAUGUUUUUAUGAUUUCAGGAUCACCAGACAAAGUCAGCAAUAGAGCAGUAUGACUUUUUAAAUGGAAAAAUAUUGUAUCUUAAACCAUUGCAUUUCUGUGUCUUUUGACAAGAUGUUAUACUCGUGCUUCCUCAAACUCUUGUUACUGUACCAGGUGCUUUGAAAUUUUUUUUAAUAAAUAGGUGAUGAUUUUUUAAAGGCAACAUCAUAAUCUUGGGGAUCAAAUGUGGGUUUUUUUAAUGAGAUGAUUGUGGUAAUUUGAUUUUUCAGAGGGAGAGUACUUAAUUUACUAUCUUUUUUUUUUUUUUUUUUUUUUUUUUUUUCAUUUAAGACACUUUCAAACUAAUUGGCCCAGGCUGUGUGUUGUAAGAUAAUGUUCUCAUAUUAAGAAUGUAAUUAUUUCCUUAUUGUAUUUUUUAAAAACAAAAUCAUAUUUAAAAAUCUCUGUGAAAAAAAGCAUGAAAGAAACAUGAAAAAAAGUUUUUGUUUUAUUUUUGUUAUUGGAUAUGUUGGCAGUGCCCGUUAUAAUUGACUGUAAAUAUAGUCUUUCUACUGUAUUUCUCAACGUAUUUAAUUUUGUCUUUUGGCACACAUUCAUAGAAACUUCUGUUUAAAAAGAAAAAAAAAAGUUCAAAACAGACCCACCUACAAAUGUGUGUCUUAGUAGCUUCAACUAACUUUAUGCCUUUCUAGUUUAUUCUUCAGAAAGUCUUGCAGAGUGUGAAAAAAAGACAGGCACCUGGUAGGUGCGACAGAUCCAAGACCAUUAUUAAUAAAGUUACGUGUCAUAAA
Messenger RNA from Tympanuchus pallidicinctus (lesser prairie-chicken), 6116 nucleotides. It is a transcript of the gene AFAP1, whose product is annotated as actin filament associated protein 1. The transcript is spliced from 20 exons. The record is from RefSeq and is a predicted model, not a curated record. Gene Ontology annotation, molecular function: SH2 domain binding; SH3 domain binding. The coding region runs from base 125 to 2614 and encodes 829 amino acids. Gene Ontology annotation, cellular component: cytosol. Lineage: Eukaryota; Metazoa; Chordata; Aves; Galliformes; Phasianidae.